Carassius auratus (goldfish) is the source of this 6415-nucleotide messenger RNA. Its product is annotated as short transient receptor potential channel 5-like. Gene Ontology annotation, cellular component: cation channel complex; plasma membrane. Gene Ontology annotation, biological process: calcium ion transmembrane transport; regulation of cytosolic calcium ion concentration. Gene Ontology annotation, molecular function: store-operated calcium channel activity; inositol 1,4,5 trisphosphate binding; protein binding. The record is from RefSeq and is a predicted model, not a curated record. The transcript is spliced from 11 exons. NCBI's taxonomy places the organism in Eukaryota, Metazoa, Chordata, Actinopteri, Cypriniformes, Cyprinidae. Bases 506 to 3571 code for a protein of 1021 amino acids.
GAUGGAGACAGAGAGAGGAGGGUGAGCUGGAAAAGGAAAAGAAAAAGAAAGGAGAGAGAACAGACAGCCAGAGCGGCACAGAGACAGACAGAGGAAGAGCAGGGACAGAGACGACACACUCCAUCCGGCAACCAUGACAACCGAGACACGCGCAUGUCAAUCCUCAUGACUGCAGUACACACUGGGACACUGAAAACCAGGAAUGAUUUGGAUGAUUUUGCUCUUUUGUUCAGGAUUGGUUUGUUUUUAUUCACCUGGGGUUAAAUCCAGCUCUCUCCAGCUGAUCAUCAGAACCCCGAUCAAAGGCAACAGCUGGGAACCACACGCCGGAGUCUCAUCCACUGUGACCCAUCAAUGGACUCCCUGAGGUGGGCUUAACACACCGCUCAAUGAUCCUCCACCGGAUCCAACGAGCUGCCGGCAGCCUUGGAGACACAAUUCUCUUGAAAAUCGUCUGUAAGACAGAAGAGACGAAACAUGUAAGCCAGAAGACACAGGAGUCCACAUGAACCCGAUGGCGCAGCUAUACUACAACAAAGCCAGUGACUCCCCGUACCGCGAUCGCAUCCCGCUGCAGGUCGUGAGGGCGGAGGUUGAGCUGUCUGCCAAGGAACGAGCCUACCUGACGGCGGUGGAGAAGGGAGACUAUGCUGGAGUUAAACAGGCCCUUGAGGAGGCUGACAUCUAUUACAACAUCAACGUGAACUGCCUGGACCCGCUGGGCCGCAGCUCACUCCUCAUCGCUAUUGAGAAUGAGAACUUAGAGGUGAUGGAGCUACUGUUAAGUCAUGGCGUGCACAUGGGUGAUGCACUCCUCUAUGCCAUCCGCAAGGAGGUGGUGGGAGCGGUGGAGUUACUGUUAUCCUACAAGAAGCCAAGUGGCGAGAAACAGGUUCCUUCUCACAUGAUGGACACGCAGUUUUCAGAGUUUACACCCGAUAUCACACCAAUCAUGUUGGCUGCCCACACUAACAACUACGAGAUAAUCAAGCUGCUAGUUCAACGUAAAGUCACCAUCCCACGGCCACACCAGAUCCGCUGUGACUGCGUAGAGUGUGUAUCGAGCUCCGAAGUGGACAGCCUGCGGCAUUCCCGUUCACGUCUAAACAUCUACAAAACACUUGCCAGCCCCUCUCUCAUCGCCCUUUCCAGCGAAGAUCCCAUCCUCACAGCGUUCAGGCUGGGCUGGGAGCUGAAGGAGCUCAGUAAGGUGGAGAACGAGUUCCGGCAGGAGUACGAGGAGCUGUCGCAGCAGUGCAAACUUUUUGCUAAAGACCUGCUGGAUCAGGCCCGUAGCUCCUGUGAGCUGGAGACCAUCCUCAACCAUCGGGAUGACCACAGCGAGGAGCUGGACCCCCGUCAGUGCAGAGACCUGGCCAAGCUCAAGCUAGCCAUCAAGUACCACCAGAAAGAGUUUGUAGCUCAGCCCAACUGCCAGCAGCUCCUGGCGACUCUGUGGUACGAUGGGUUCCCAGGUUGGAGACGACGUCACUGGGCAGUGAAGCUUGUCACUUGCUUCAUCAUUGGCCUGCUCUUCCCUGUCUUCUCCCUUAUAUACCUUCUGGCUCCAAAGAGCACCCUGGGAACCUUCAUCAAGAAACCUUUCAUCAAGUUCAUCUGCCACACUGCCUCCUACCUGACCUUCCUCUUCCUCCUCCUCCUCACCUCACAGCACAUCGUGCAAACUGACCUGCAUGUCCAGGGACCUCCACCCACCAUCGUGGAGUGGAUGAUCUUACCCUGGGUUCUAGGCUUCAUCUGGGCGGAGAUUAAAGAGAUGUGGGAUGGCGGUUUCACAGAGUACGUCCAUGACUGGUGGAACCUUAUGGAUUUUGCGAUGAACUCCCUCUACCUGGCCACUAUAUCUCUUAAAAUUGUGGCCUACUUUAAGUACAACAGCUCUCGUCCUCGUGUGGAGUGGGAGAUGUGGCACCCUACGCUCAUCGCAGAGGCUCUCUUCGCCAUCGCCAACAUCUUCAGCUCGCUGCGUCUCAUCUCUCUGUUCACCGCCAACUCUCACUUGGGCCCACUGCAGAUCUCUCUCGGCCGCAUGCUGCUGGACAUCCUCAAGUUCCUUUUCAUCUACUGUCUGGUGCUGCUGGCCUUCGCUAACGGCCUCAACCAGCUCUACUUCUACUAUGAGACGAAGGCGUCCGAAGAGCCCAACCACUGCAAAGGGAUCCGUUGUGAGAAACAGAACAAUGCCUUCUCUACGCUAUUUGAAACCCUCCAGUCUCUCUUCUGGUCUGUGUUUGGGCUGCUGAAUCUGUACGUUACCAAUGUGAAGGCUCGUCAUGAGUUUACGGAGUUUGUGGGGGCCACCAUGUUCGGCACUUAUAAUGUCAUCUCACUGGUGGUGCUGCUGAACAUGCUCAUCGCUAUGAUGAACAACUCUUACCAACUCAUUGCUGAUCACGCCGACAUUGAGUGGAAAUUUGCUCGUACCAAGCUGUGGAUGAGCUACUUUGAUGAGGGGGGGACGUUACCACCACCCUUCAACAUCAUACCCAGUCCAAAGUCUGUGUGGUACCUGUGUGUGUGGCUGCACUGCCUUCUGUGUGGACACGGAGAGCCUAGGCAUAAGGAGUGUAGACACGAAAACCUCAAAGAGUUCACGGAAAGGCAUGCCGAUAACCUAAUUCAGAACCAGCAUUACCAGGAGGUGAUCAGAAACUUAGUAAAGCGAUAUGUUGCAGCCAUGAUCCGCAGCGCCAAAACAGACGAAGGGCUGACAGAGGAGAACUUCAAGGAACUUAAGCAGGACAUCUCCAGCUUCCGCUAUGAGGUUCUUGACCUGCUGGGCAACCGUAAACCACCGCGCCGCACAUACUCUUCUAGUAGCGAGGCCACUCAGCAGGACGAAACACCUGAGUCUGAGGAAGAGGAGGACGGGGAGGGCGAUAGGCUCAGAGGACCUGGAUAUGGGGAUGGGGAAGAGUCAUCUAGAUCUAAAGCAUCUACAUCCUUCUCCCAAUGUUACAGGAGAAACAGAGAGUCCCAGUUCAGCGUAUCAGCUCUCUUCAAGUCCAUGUCGGGACCGGUCAGAGGCAGACCGGAAAGCAAUGGCUUGAGAAACAACAUAUCCCACUCGGCUGCAUUUGUGCACAGCAGCCGCCUGCAGCGCUUUUCGUGUUCCAAGAAAAACUCUUUGAAACGCUUGGAAAUGCUAAUGUCUCGUAUGAACGGACACAUCCCUGACCAACAGGCAGAGACCAAGGGAGAUCAACAGUCUGCAUACAGCAUCUCAAACAGCGUACCACAAACGUCUUGGAAAGGUCCCCAGGUGUUGUUGAAGGUAACACAGAGCGAGAUGCACCUGCACACACUGGGACUGGGACCACCAGAGACUGAACAGAACCCAAUGCAGGCCACAUCUCAACGGGCAAACGGCAGGGACAGUCUCCUCCUCCAGUCGCCCAGGCACUCGCUGCACUCUGCUUCCAGUCUGACCGCCUCCAGUGUCCAGCUCCUGGCCUCCAGUGAUUAUCUGUGCCACGACUGGGUCGGACCCGGUGACAGUUUGGGCUCCUCAAGCUGGGAACAAGAGGAGUCGGUUACGACAAAGCUGUAGAUGCGAAGUCAGUUCAUUAAAGUUUCACAGCUUAAGGCAGGGGUCUCCAAAACUGCCCCUGGAGAGCUACCAUCCUACAGAUUUCAGCUCUAACCCCAAUCAAACACACGUGAACUAGCUAAACAAAGUGUUCAGAGUUACUUGAUAAUUACAGGCAGGUGUGUUGGAACUGACUCCAGGAGCAGGGUUGGAGAUCCCUGGCUUAAGACUAGUUCAAAGCUUCAACAGCAGUGAAGGGCAUAUUACUCUUAUACUUCAGCAUCUUUCUGCUUUGCACACAUUGGGCUUUAUUCACAAAACCAGAGCAGCACGAAUUGUGUAAAAACAUUCGUAAAACAUCAACGCAAGUGUCUGGUCGACCAUUUAUGUAACGCCUAAGCAAAAGAUUUGGAAAAUUUGUUCCUUGAUUGAGGCCACUUGGAAUUUACAUUCAAAGGUGAAGCAUGUAAUUUAUUUGCGAAGAAAACAAACAAACAAAAAAAUAUAUAUAGAAAAUGCUCAACACUCCCCUUUCUGCCAUUGAUUGGAUCCUACAAAUUAAAGCAAAAUCGCAGACUGCAUCUGAAAUAACAUACUUUUCCUUCCUAUAUAGUAGACAAAAGGCUCUGAAGUAUGUAUCCAAUGGACACUUUACUAUCCCAUGAGGGCACGGGAGAGCAGUGAAGCAACGUAACUGAUGGAAAGGUUACAUGAACGUAAACUCAUUCAUACUACAUAGAAUGUACUUUUUGAAUGUUUAAAAAGUAAUUACAUAUUCAAAAGUGUCAACUUGGAGAGUAUGCUAUUUUAGAGGCAGCCAUGAUCUACAGUAUGCAUAGAUGUAGUAUUAAUACAAUUCGUACAUACUACAUUUACCAUGUUGGCAUUGUCAUGUGACCUACAACAUCAGUCAUUUCGCUUCCCCACCAUUGACGAAUACUCUCACAUGGCUUUAUGGGGUAGUAAAACGUCUCAGCUAUCUUUUUUUUUUUUUUUUUACAUACUGUUUUAUGAAUUCUGCGAAUUUGGUUAGUGAUAAUUUGACGUACUAUGUUUUGCAUACUAUUAGCAGGGAAGUAAGCAUGUCCCGAUGAGGGGACUGUGUUACACUUUUCAGGUAAUCAACCUAUGAAUGUCGUAAGCCAAAUUUUCAUUACAGGGAAUAUUCAGAUAAAUAAAACGUCUGGUGAACAUUUAUCCUCACCAUGGCGGAAAAUGAAUAAUCAAAUAUAAACAAUAGCUAGAUAUGCAUAUAGGGCAAAUGACUACCAAUUCUUUUGGAACAGACAAAACAAGUAAAACAUUUUAAUUAAUAAUUGUGUUCCUACUAUUAAAUAAUUGCAUUUUACAACUAUUAAGUGUGUAAGAGUUACACUGUACACUGAUUUAAUUAAAUUCAGGUUAGCAUGUUACAUGCGGUCUAAUAUCUCAAGUUCAAAAUUAAUACAUCCAAAGCUUGAAUUGGAUCUCAAAAAUAACACAUCCACAUAUGAUCCCAUAAGCCUAUGUGUCUCUAAAUAGGAAACAAAUGAAUUCCAGUCUAUCAGACAUCAUUUAUUAUGUGCAUUGCAAAGGUGGCUUUACUCAGUUGACUCUUUACUCAGAGACACUUCACCUUUAAAUGUAAACUUAAUAUUGGCUCUGUUCGCACCUACUGUGGCUAUAUCAGAAUUUUUGGUUCAUUUUAUUUGAAUUCCAUUCAAAAUGAUGUCGGAAAACGACAUUUAAUAAAAAUCCCAAAGCAAGAAAAACUUUAUACACUUCUGAGCUCUUCAAAUUAUACCUCAGAAUGCACCCUUGUAGCAACUCUCUCAUACAAAUCUAAAGUAAAAUCCUGAGUUUAUUAUGUACGGCUUUAAGUUAGCAAUUUAAACAAGAGACAUUUACUCUGUAUAACUCUGCACCGCAUACUCAGUUCUGGUGCUGUAACACUUUUAAUCAUUAAUGCUAGUGCAAUAUUUUUUGAAAACGAGCUCAUACUGCAGAUUUGAAGAUCAUGUGUAUGUACUAUAGAAAGUCCUUUUCAGAAAUCAGAAGUGGAAGUAGAGCCAAUAUAUGAAAUAUGAUAUCUGAAACAAUGCAAGUUAUUUAGUGAUCUUUAAGUGACAUUAUUUUAUUAGAAGAUACAGGUAACAUGAUGUGGACCUUAAUAUAUAUGCAUCUUUGUAAUAAACUUAUCUCUGCACUGAACAUAAAUGUUUUUAAAGGUCACCAAAUGGUUUCAAAUUAAGCUUAAAAUAUGCUACAAAAAUUGUGCAUCUAUGUGACUGGUAAUAGCUUUUCAUUUGUUUUUCCAAAAAUGUUUUAUAGCUAAUGGUAUUAGUGACUAAAACACAAUGCAUGAUCAAAUAUUUAGAGUUUGUGAAAGCUCAAUACCAGGAGCUACUGUAGAGUUAGUUUCUAGUUUAGACUAUGAACCCAUCACAAAUAAUAUAUCAAAUUCAUUUUACAAUUUCUGUUGUGGGUUAGUAACCUCUCACUUGUGUUGCUUUAUGAUGGUUAUAAUGCUGUCAGUUAUCGACAGUAAAUUUUCUAAAUUUAUUUUUCUAUUCUUUUUUGACAUAUGGGGUACAUUAUUGUUAAAUUUCAUGUAGACAUAAUGGGUGAGGAUUUUUAUACCUUGAGUUAAAAUAGAUGCUUUAGUGGUUUUAUAUUUCAUUUUUAGUUUGUGGUCACAUGAACUUAAUAAAAAUCACAUCUGGGUUAACAUUGCUAAUGAUGGAAACCUUUGCUGUUCUUUAAAGUCUAAAUUUUCCUUGUGUUAUUGUGCAUGUUAUUGAAAGUUAAUAAUAUAAUAUUUCUUUUUAAAUGUAAUUUCUUGCUUUUUCUCUCAAAUGACUCUGCAUUUCAGUUGAUGUCACAGUG